Molecule: messenger RNA, 1707 nt
Organism: Thecamonas trahens ATCC 50062
Lineage: Eukaryota; Apusomonadida; Apusomonadidae
Exons: 3
Coding region: 1-1707 (568 amino acids)
Cellular component (GO): cytoplasm
Molecular function (GO): nucleic acid binding; zinc ion binding
Source: RefSeq, a predicted model, not a curated record
AUGUCGUCCGACGCAACCGGGCGCAUGGUGUGCCACUACGAGCUACUGGGCCUGCAACUGGACGCAUCGGAAGCAGCCAUCAAGAAGGCGUAUCGGGCACUGGCUAGGGAGUGGCAUCCGGACAAGAACCUGCAUCGGGCGGAGGAGGCCCAUGCUUUCUUCCAGCGCAUCCAGGCGGCGUACGAGACGCUGUCGGAUCCCGACGAGCGAGCGUGGUACGAUGAGCAUCGCAUCUCCAUCCUCCAUGGGGGCGCUGGAUCGAGUGGCGGCGGCAAUGGCGACGGCGACGCUGUUCUCGUCAACGUCUGGCCCUUCUUCUCCUCCUCGUCAUAUUCGUCGUUUGAUGAUGCCGACGACGACUCGUUCUACGCUGUCAUGGGCGGGCUGUUUGAGGCGCUCAACCGCGAAGAGGUCGACCUUGCCGCGCCCGAUAUCAAGCCGCGGACCCGUCCGACGUUUGGUGGAUCGCAGGCGGCUCCCGAGACCGUCCGCGCCUUUUACUCGGCGUGGAACGCGUUCACCACCGCAAAGUCCUUUGCAUGGGUCGAUAUCUACGACCUGCGGACCGCGCCAAAUCGCCAGAUCAAGCGCGCUGCCAGGAAGAAGAACGACAAGGCCCGCAACAAGGCGCGAAUCGAGCACAACGAGCUCAUUCGCUCUCUGGUCAAGUCGGUCGCCCGCCGCGACCCGCGCAUGAUCGCCCUCGAGAAGGAACGUGCACGCCGUGCUGCACAAGAGGCCAAGACCAAGGCCGAGCGCAAGGCCUCCGCCCUUGCCCGCGCCAAAGCCAACGCUGAGACCCGCCGCGCUCAAGCCAAGGCUGCCCGCGAGGUUUGGGAGGCCCAAAUGAUGGAGGAGAUGGACUCGGACGAGUUUGCCGCCCUCUACGACGACAACUACUCCAUCUACGACCGCGUCGACACCUCGGCCAGCGCUUCGGUGGCUCCCAGCGCCGCAGCUGCCGCUACUGGCGCUAACUCUGCCUCGGGCGACGACGCGACCAUCGUCUACGAGUGCGAGCUCUGCUCCAAGAGCUUUGGCACCAUCGGCCAGCUCCGCAACCACAAUAACUCCAAGAAGCACAAGAAAAAGGCCGCCGCUGAGGCCCAACUCCGCGCCGCUGCCGCGGGCGCCGCCCUGGAGCAGGUCAUCGGCAACGGCGCCGAUGACCAGGUGCUCUCGGCUCCGGCCACACCGGUGGAAUCGCCGGCGGCCACGCCGCAGCCUGCGGCACAGCCGACGCAGCCGGCGCAGCCCCCUGCGCCGUCGAUCGCACCGGCCGACAUUGUCGACGCCGACGGCAGGCCGUGGUGCCCACUGUGCAAGACAAAGUUCAAGUCGCCGGGCCAGCUCUCGAACCACCUUAACUCGAAGAAGCACAAGCGCAAGGCAGCGCAGGUGCGUGAGGCCAUGCUCGCCGCCGACGCCGCUGAUGGCGCCGGCGCCGACACCGGGUUUGUGUACAUGGACACAGCGCGGAACGAGACCCACGUCCCGCACACGUCAUCGAGUGCGGCGCUGGAGCGCGCGACCGUGACCGAGGACCAGCCCGACCGAGCCGUGACCGAGAAGCGCCGGCCCCGCCGUCGCAAGAAGGGCAAGGGCGCUGCCGCGCAGUGGCAGUGCAGUGUGUGUCUCACCCAGUUCCCAACCCGCAACGCCAUGUUCAAGCACAUCAAUGCCGAGGGCCACGCGGCGGCGCGAUGA